UUUGAAAUCAUGGGCUCGUCCUUGUCCUCUUUCAACAGCCCCAACCACCCCCUGCACUGCCACGACCACCACCACCAUCCCCGCCACCAUCAGCGCUGCAGAUACGCCGCCGUCUGUGCAAGAAUUUCGCCGUCAGCUGACGCAAUCAGAAGUGGGUUUCUCUCUCCGCGGGGAUUUGCUCUCGUGGGUCCUCGCAUUCGAUCGAAUCUGUGCUUUUCCGCAUUUGCAGAGAAUAACCCACGAUCAGUUUUGCCCUAACAACGCGUACAUCGAGCGUCGGCCUUCUGUAACCUCGCUCGUCGACGUCAGGGAAUCCGCUGCAUCGUGAAUUCGUCAGCUCUUUCUUCAGAAUUUGGAUUUGGUAGCCGGUGGGAGUUGCGAUUUGCAAAGACCCGUGCUGGAACAUCCAACUUCAAUUCGAGGUACAGUUGAAUGCUGAUUUGGGAUUGAGAGAAUAGGUAGAGAAGUUAGUUAGGUGACAUGGGUAGGGUUUUGGGAAGGUGAUGGUAGAUUUUGAUUAGUUGAUUGAUAAUGGUGCGGCUUCUGGGACUUACGAUCGGAGAAAGCGAUGAUUCUCCACGGGAGAUCUCCACCUCACGCACACUCUUGGCGAGUGAUUCUGGAGAGACCGGGUGGCUCAUCAGGUUCUUCAACUCCGCUUUUUUCUGUGAGUGGAUUGCAGUUAGCUACCUCUACAAGCAUGAUCAUGCAGGGGUCCGCGAUUAUUUAUGCAAUAGGAUGUACACAUUGCCCUUAUCGGGUAUUGAAAGCUACCUAUUUCAGAUAUGUUACAUGAUGGUGCACAAGCCAAGCCCCAGUUUAGAUAAGUUUGUGAUUGAUAUUUGCAUGCAGUCGUUGAAGAUUGCUUUGAAAGUGCACUGGUUCUUGAUGGCUGAGCUUGAGGAUAAUGAUGAUAAUGAUGGCAUCGGUAGGAUUCAGGAGAAGUGUCAGACUGCAGCUACUCUGAUGGGCGAGUGGCCCCCACUUGUGCGGCCUCAAAAUGCUACUGCCAGUCCCGGGAGCAGUAAGAAUCAGGUCUUGAGUAGGAUUUUGUCAUCCAAACAGAGGCUGUUGUCCCUAACAUCUUCUCCUGAUGACAACAAGAGGAGGUCCAUAUCAUUCUCCCCUUCAUCAGGGAACACUUUGCAAGAGGAGAUUGGUCAGUCACCUCCUGAGGAAAAUAAUCUUUUCAAGAAACUUAUUCCUGGUCCGAAGGUUAGGGAUGCAUUAUUGUUUAGGAAGUCAGUGGAGAAGGAUGAUGAAGACUCAGGAAAGGAUGGUUUCUUUAAGAGAUUACUGCGCGACAGUAAAGGCGAAGAUGAGGAGUUGACAGCUAGUUCAGAGGGAUUUUUCAAGAGGGUCUUCAGGGACAGUAAAGGCAAGGAUGAGGAACUGACAUCUAGCUCAGAUGGUUUCUUCAAGAAAUUAUUUCGCGAUAGCAAGAGUGAUUCUGAGGACAAAUCAGUUUCAAAAUCAUUGGAAGAUUAUGAGAAGGAUGGGUUCUUUCGGAAGUUUUUUAAGGAGAAAUUCGAGGAUAAGAAGGAUGGGAAUGAUGAUGAAGAUAAGGGGACAACUGAAGAAAGAUGUUCGAAAUCAGCUGAAGAUGAUGAAAAAGAGGGGUUUUUCCGAAAAUUCUUUAGGGAAAAGUUCGAGGAUAAGAAAGAAGGGAAUGACAAAGUUGAUGAGGUUAAUGCCCACAUAGAUGAAGAAGAGCCUUUGGACUUUUCAUUGUUCCGAAGACUAUUUAGAGUGCAUCCUGAAGAUUCCAAAAAUAUAGUGCCAAGUGAAAAUGGCCCUGCUGGCAACUCAUUUGAAAGCAGUCCUGGGACAGAGAACUUUUUUCGCAAACUAUUUAGAGAUCGUGAUCGCUCUGUGGAGGACUCUGAGCUUUUUGGCUCAAAGAAGCAAUCUGAGAAGCGCCCUGGCUCACCUAAGGAGAGAGAUGACAAGACCAAUGCCAAGCCUCCUCUUCCAAAUAAAUCUGCUUCUCAUUUCCGUAAAGGGACAUAUCAUAAGUCAUUAGACUUUGUGCGGUCAUUGUGCGAGACGUCAUACGGAUUAGUGGAUAUAUUUCCUGUGGAAGAUCGUAAAACUGCACUACGGGAGUCGCUUGCAGAGAUCAACUUGCUUAUAGCUGAAGCGCAAGAUAGUGGAGGUGUUUGCUUUCCAUUGGGAAGGGGGAUGUAUCGUGUAGUUCAAAUACCCGAAGAUGAAGCUGUUCUGUUGAACUCCAGGGAAAAGGCACCCUAUUUAAUUUGUGUCGAAGUCUUGAAGAGUGAAAUGCCCAGCAAUAGUAAGGACACAUGUGGAUCACAAAAGCUUUCAAAAGGAGGAAUUCCACUAGCAAAUGGAGAUGCCCUACUGCCUAAACCACCUCCUUGGGCUUGCCCAUUAAGGACUGCACAAGAGAUAUAUCGCAAUAGUGCUGAUAGAAUGUCCUUUUCUGCCGCUCAAGCAAUAGACCAGGCAAUGGGUCAUAAGUCAGAGGCCAAAAUGAAAUUUGUUAAUGUGAACCUUUCUGUAGAGAAGGUGAAACGUCAGGCAACUGGUAAGAAAAGUGGUAGCAGUCGACAAAGUGAAGGGGAACAAACAACAGAUUUGGAAUGGGUUAGAGUUGUUCUGACGGCAGAUCCUGGAGUGAGGAUGGAAGAUAUCCAGGAUCAAGGACCAUCACGUCGGAAGGAACACCGCCGAGUUCCUAGUACAGUUGCUAUCGAGGAAGUAAAGGCAGCUGCGGCAAAAGGGGAAGCACCUCCUGGUCUGCCUUUGAAAGGGGCUGGUCAAGAUUCAUCAGAAGCACAGCCGAGAGCUGGGGGUACUCUCAAGGCCGGAGAUGCCUUGUCUGGUGAGCUCUGGGAGGUUAAAAGGGAGAGAAUCCGAAAAGCUUCAGAUUUUGGGAAGUUACCUGGUUGGGACCUGCGUUCUAUUAUUGUAAAGAGCGGUGAUGAUUGUCGACAGGAGCAUCUAGCUGUGCAACUCAUCUCCCACUUUUAUGAUAUCUUCCAAGAGGCUGGGCUCCCUCUCUGGUUACGCCCUUAUGAAGUUCUUGUUACUUCUUCUUACACAGCUCUUAUCGAAACCAUUCCAGAUACGGCUUCGCUCCAUUCGAUCAAGAGUAGAUAUCCCGACAUAGCUAGUUUGCGUGAUUUCUUUGUUGCAAAGUAUCAAGAGAAUUCUCCAAGUUUCAAGCUCGCCCAGAGAAAUUUUGUCGAAAGCAUGGCUGGUUACUCGCUAGUUUGCUACCUUCUUCAGGUGAAGGAUCGGCAUAAUGGGAAUCUCUUAUUAGAUGAAGAAGGCCAUAUUAUUCACAUUGAUUUUGGCUUCAUGCUGUCAAACUCACCUGGUGGGGUGAAUUUUGAGAGUGCACCUUUCAAAUUAACGCGCGAACUUCUUGAGGUCAUGGAUUCUGAUGCUGAGGGAAUACCAAGUGAAUUUUUUGACUACUUUAAGGUUUUGUGCAUCCAAGGGUUCCUUACGUGCCGCAAACAUGCAGAGCGUAUCAUUUUGCUUGUUGAGAUGCUGCAGGACUCUGGGUUCCCCUGCUUUAAAGGUGGUCCACGGACCAUUCAGAAUUUGAGGAAGAGAUUUCAUCUAAUUUUAACGGAAGAGCAAUGUGUGUCCUUGGUGCUUUCCCUAAUUAGUAGCAGCUUGGAUGCAUGGCGGACGCGCCAGUAUGAUUACUAUCAGAGGGUUUUGAAUGGGAUACUGUGAGCAGUGAUUAAGUUUGUGAUUACUGGGUCAUUCUAUUUGGUAUGGCUGCCGGGUAUGAAAGAUCCUGUCACACUUGACUGGUUUAUGUGCGCUUGGAGGGCUGCUUAUUCACUGUUGGAUGCCUUCAUAUGUUUUCACGGUUGCAAAGAUUUGUGAUUCUUCUGGGUUUCUGGCUGGCCUACUUGUUUGUGGAUGAGCAUGAUGCGACUUUGCCGGCGAAAAUUCGUCAUGAAAGUCCUAGGCAGCUUAUACUAUUACACUGGAGCUUGUGUCUGACGAAGAUACCCUUUCUUCCAUGUACUUUGGAAUCCAUUUAUUGCAAGCAUUGGUACUACAAAAGACAUCCAUAGUCAACGAGCAUACUGUACAGAGAUUUUAUUGGGGGAAGAUGCAAAGGACUUGUCGGUGGCCAAUGAAGUUCCAGAGUUUCCGAUUCUUGUAAAUCGGUCCGGCACUGAGAAGAUGAGCGAUUCUCCCUUUCUGCAUUGGUCAUUCAGAGAGAUCUAUCUUCCCCGCACAACAUUUUUCCAUGAAACAGACACACACAUGUAGAAUUGUUGGGAAAAAGGGCAUGUGGAUUCCUUUGUUCCCUCUCUUUUUCCUUUUCCGCCUUUGCUAUAGGCAUGUGAUCAUUUGAAAAGGAUGUGUAAAUUUUUUUGGUUUUGGUUUCUACGAUGAACUUGACCACAA
Molecule: messenger RNA, 4401 nt
Organism: Rhodamnia argentea
Lineage: Eukaryota; Viridiplantae; Streptophyta; Magnoliopsida; Myrtales; Myrtaceae
Product: phosphatidylinositol 4-kinase beta 1-like
Exons: 16
Coding region: 532-3711 (1059 amino acids)
Biological process (GO): phosphatidylinositol phosphate biosynthetic process; phosphatidylinositol-mediated signaling
Cellular component (GO): cytoplasm; membrane
Molecular function (GO): 1-phosphatidylinositol 4-kinase activity
Source: RefSeq, a predicted model, not a curated record